AUGGGCGACGAAGGCGACGAUGACGAUCUCUUCUUUUCGCAAAUCGCCGGCGAGCUGGAUAGCCUCAUCCCCGCUGGGCCUACUCCCACUCCUCCUCUUACUCAGACAUUCGCUUCUUCUUCAUCAUCACCGUCGUCUUCUUCUUCUUCCCGCGUUGCGCCUCAACCGGCGCUCGCGUUGCCGUUCCCGUCGUCGUCGUCGGCGCCGUCUCUGGUUCCGCCGGUGGCGCGAUCUUUUUCGUCGACGCUGGCCACGCCCACGAGCAGCAUCAGCGCCAUUCCGCUGCGCAGCCCCGCCCCGCAGCUGCUCCUCCCGCCCUCCGUCGACGCCUCGGGGAUGCACAUCGGGUCGUUCAAGCGCAACUCCCGGUUCAACACGGGCAUCAUGACCAUGCAGACGGCCGUGGCCAACGCCGCUGCUGUUGGCGCCGGCGCCGGCGGUGCUGCACUGGGCUCGUCCACGGUGGGCGGGCCGGCUGGUGGUGGACUCUCCCUGACCAUGAGCAUGAGCGGCGUCGGCGAAAGAUGUCUGGACGUGGUGCCGGAGAAGUUUGCCAACGUGACCAAGGAGGACGUGCCCAACUCGCUCAAGUACUACAGCGACUUCUUCUCGAUGCUCGAGGAGGAGUUCAACACCCUGCCCGACGCCGAGCCCGAGCCCUCCCCGCUCGAGAGCAACCCCGACCUGGCCCUCACCCACGAGCAGGAGCAGGUCCUGCAAAUGGCCCUCUCCGGCAUGUCCCUGUUCUUCACCGGCUGCGCGGGCACGGGCAAGUCGCUGCUGCUCAAGGAGAUCGUGGCUCGCCUGCGCAAGGUUCAGCCGCCCGGAACGGUGUAUGUGACGGCGUCGACGGGUAUCGCCGCGUGUCAGGUGGGCGGCAUCACGCUGCACACGUUCGCCGGCGUCGGGCUGGCCAAGUACAAGGCCGAGAGCCUGGUCUUCAAGGUCAAAAAGGACCCCGUGGCCGUGAAGCGGUGGCGCAAGGUCAAGGUCAUCGUCAUCGACGAGAUUUCGAUGCUGGCGGGCGAAUUCUUCGACAAGGUGGAGUACGUGGCGCGGAAGAUCCGGGAGGACGAGCGACCGUUCGGCGGCAUCCAGGUGGUCCUCUGCGGCGACUUCCUGCAGCUGCCGCCCGUCAUGGCCAAGCACCUGUGCUUCGAGUGCGAGUGCUGGCCUCGCGUCGUUCAGAAAUCCGUGGAGCUCACUCAGGUGUUCCGUCAGUCGGAGACCGAGUUCAUCAGCCUGCUCAACGAGAUCCGCGUGGGCAACGUAUCGUUCGACACCCGAUCGAAGCUCGAGGAGUGCGUGCGCCGCUCGAUGAAGCGCAAGCAGGUCGACGACCAGCUCCGACAGCUGAAGCGGAUGACCAGCAAUACGCAGCAGGCCGCCGCGCGUGCGACAACCGAGCGACGAGGCGGCCGCGGCGCUGAAGAGAACGAAAACGAAAACGACGAAGACGAGCCCUACGAUGCGUACUACGACGAGUUCGGUGGAUUUGGAAGCGGCAAUGCGGCCAAGCGUUGGGAGGAGGUGCCGCGAGACGAAGACAUCCCGCCGACGCAGCUCUUCCCCACGCGGCGCGAGGUGGCCCACAGGAACCACGAGUGCCUGGCCGCGCUCCCCGGCAAAAGCUACUUCUUUAGGGCUGUGGACGAGGGCAAGGAGCCCUUCCUGGGCAAGCUCCAGAAAUACUGCCCCGCGCCCGAAACACUCGAACUCAAGGUGGGCGCCCAGGUUAUCCUCCUAAUGAACCUGGCCUUCAGCGGCGGACUCGUGAACGGCGCCCGCGGAGUCGUCACCGGGUUCGCGAGCGAUUCGAGCGAGGUGACGGUGGCGGGCCGCACGAGUUCGUCGGGCAAGGCCAAGCGGAAGAAGGUGGUCCUCGACGCCACCUACUACCCCGUCGUGCGCUUCACCACCGGCCUGGAACGGAUCAUUUUGCCGGAGGAGUGGAAGUCCGAGGUGGGACCCAAGAAGGUGGCCUCGCGCACGCAGAUUCCGCUCAACCUGGCCUGGGCGCUCUCCAUCCACAAGUCCCAAGGGAUGACGCUGAGCAAGGUGGAGAUGAACCUAAGCCACGUAUUUGCCUACGGCCAGGCCUACGUCGCCCUGUCCCGAGCCCAGAAUCUGGAGGGCCUCUACCUGAUGGGCUUCGAGGCGGGCAAGGUGAGAGCGCACCCCAGGGUGCUGGAGUACUACCGGCGGUUCUCGUCGUCGGUCGCCCUCAGACGCACCGGUCCAUCGCAACCGCGACCAUCGUCGUCGUCAUCGUGGUCGGCGGCUUCGUCUUCGUCGUCAUCUUGGCGCGCGCCGGCGUUGGCGCACGAAGAGCCGGUGGCCGCGGCUGCCGACUUCGAGGCCGACGAGCGGCAGUACCGCGAAGCGUGGGCUGAUGAAGACGAGGUCACGUGGGAGUGA
Messenger RNA from Acanthamoeba castellanii str. Neff, 2418 nucleotides. RefSeq names its product Rrm3p helicase. Gene Ontology annotation, molecular function: DNA helicase activity. The transcript has 15 exons. The record is from RefSeq and is a predicted model, not a curated record. Gene Ontology annotation, biological process: telomere maintenance; DNA repair. Bases 1 to 2418 code for a protein of 805 amino acids. Lineage: Eukaryota; Discosea; Longamoebia; Acanthamoebidae.